Messenger RNA from Octopus bimaculoides (California two-spot octopus), 3811 nucleotides. RefSeq lists its product as uncharacterized. Gene Ontology annotation, molecular function: DNA-binding transcription factor activity, RNA polymerase II-specific; RNA polymerase II cis-regulatory region sequence-specific DNA binding. NCBI's taxonomy places the organism in Eukaryota, Metazoa, Mollusca, Cephalopoda, Octopoda, Octopodidae. Gene Ontology annotation, cellular component: nucleus. Gene Ontology annotation, biological process: regulation of transcription by RNA polymerase II. The record is from RefSeq and is a predicted model, not a curated record.
UUUUUUCCACGUAAUCGACUUAUCCCCACUCCCCCCGAAAUUGCUGGCCUUGUGCCAAAAUUUGAAACCAAUAUUUAAUACGCAUGCGCACUAAACGCACUUCCGCCUCCAUUCAUUACAUCUUGACAAACGUGUCUUGUUCAUUUCUUAACUCCCAAACACAAUUAUAAUAGAUUUCUCCACCACCCGACGCACUUCUAACAACAACACUAUCCAUUAUAAGAACAAUUCCAAUAUCAGAUGACAUUGGAAUAACAAGAUACAUUCUCAUUAUUUAUCAUCUUUUAAAGACCAAAUUGAAAAUAUUGUACAGAGCAGAUAUAUAAGAUUGUUUCUAUAAGUCUAUGGUAGAAUUCCUCUGAUAUAUUUACUCUGAAAUUUGUUAUUAGCAAACUUUCUAGACAUCACUGUCUGGUUGCAAAUUAAACUUGGAUAAAUUUACUGCAGAGUUUUUAGACAAAGGUAACACUGGACAGAAAUACAGCAGUCAAAAUAUUUGUAAACAAAAGACUACAGAAGCAAAAAGAAGAAAAUAUAUAUAUAUUGGGAUUUUAGAAAACUAAUGGAAAAGAGUGAGAAACUAAAAGAUCUGACUUUUCCAGAAGAUAAAGAAAAAGGGGAACAAAAAUUGUCAUAUGACUGUGAUGUCUGUAAAAAGUCUUUCUCUCGAAAGGGUUACUUGAAUAUGCACAAACGUAUUCAUACAGGGGAGAAGCCAUUUCACUGUGAUAUCUGUGGUAAAUCAUUCUCUCAAAAAAUUAACUUGACUACACACCAACAUAGUCAUACAGGAGAGAAACCACAUCACUGUGACAUCUGUGGUAAAUCAUUCUCUGACCCAAGUGCUUUAACUCGUCACAAACGUAUUCACACAGGGGAGAAGCCAUAUUCCUGUAAUAUCUGUGGAAAAUCAUUCCCAUGUAGCAGUGCUUUAACUCGUCAUAAACUAAUUCAUACAGGAGAGAAGCCAUAUCACUGUGACAUCUGUGGUAAAUCAUUUUCUCAGAGUAGUACUUUAACUAGUCACAAGUAUAUUCAUACAGGAGAGACACCAUAUUAUUGUGAUAUCUGUGGUAAAUCAUUCUCUCGAAGUGGCAACUUAGCUUCUCACAAACGUUUCCAUACCAGAGAGAAGCCAUAUCACUGUGAUAUCUGUGGUAAAUUGUUCUCUGCAAGUACUUCCUUGAUUGUACAUAAACGUAUUCAUACAGGAGAGAAGCCAUAUCACUGUGAUAGCUGUGAUAAAUCUUUUUCUGUCAGCAGUAACCUAACUAUUCAUAUACGUACUCACACAGGAGAGAAGUCUAACCAAAGUGAUUUAAAUCGUCACAAAUAUGUUUGCACAGGAGAGAGGCCAUAUCAGUGUAACAUCUGUAGUAGAUCAUUCUGUGACCAAAGUGCUUUAAAUUCUCACAAAUGUACUCAUACAGGGGAGAAACCAUAUUCCUGUAAUAUCUGUGGUAAAUCUUUCCCUCGCAGCUCUGCUUUAACUAAUCAUAAACGUAUUCAUACAGGAGAGAAGCCAUAUCAAUGUGACAUCUGUAACAAAUCUUUCUCUAUCAGUAGCAACCUAACUACUCAUAAACGUCUUCAUACAGGGGAGAAGCCAUAUCACUGUGAUAUCUGUGGUCUAUCGUUUACUCAGUGUAGUGCUUUAACUAGUCACAAGCUUAUUCAUACAGGAGAGACACCAUAUUAUUGUGAUGUCUGUGGUAAAUCAUUCUCUCGCAGUGGCAGCUUAACUUCUCACAAACGUUUCCAUACAGGCGAGAAGCCAUAUCACUGCGACGUCUGUGGUAAAUCAUUCUCUGCAAACACGUCUUUAACUAAUCAUAAACGUAUUCAUACAGGGGAGAAACCAUAUCACUGUAAUGUCUGUAACAAAUCUUUCUCUAUCAGUAGUAACCUAAUUACUCAUAUACGUACUCAUACAGGAGAGAAACCAUAUCACUGUGAUAUCUGUGGUAUAUCAUUUUUUCAGAGUAGUGCCUUAACUAGUCACAAGCAUAUCCAUACAGGAGAUACACCAUUUUCUUGUAACAUCUGUGGUAAAUCAUUCUCUCAAAGUAGCAACUUAGCUGCUCAUAAACGUUUCCAUACUGGAGAGAGGCCAUAUCAUUGUGAUGUCUGUGGUAAAUUGUUUUCUGCAAGUACUUCCUUGAUUGUACACAAACGUAUUCAUACAGGAGAGAAGCCAUAUCACUGUGAUAUCUGCAACAAAUCUUUCUCUGCCAGUAGUAACCUAAUUACUCAUAAACGUAUUCAUACAGGAGAGACACCAAAUUAUUGUGACUACAAUGUGUUUUGUCCAACGCAAAUCGCUGUCGAUAAUAAUGCCCAGGUCAUGUUCACAAGAAGAGUUUUUGAGAUUAGUGUUGGUGGAGGGAAUUAUUUAAUGAUAUUGAUUGAUAAGUAUUUGUUUGGAAUCAACUACAAAAGCAAAAGAGAAACAUCUGUAUAUUUUGGUGAGACUGGAAUAAUUAUGGAAAAUGAAUUGUGUGAAAACAAGGAUGAAUUUCAAACAGAUUUCCAUGAAGUUGAUUCUCCUGAUGCUAUGAUGAAAGAAACUGGUGAUAUCUACCAGUGUGAUAUCUGUAAGAAGAUAUUUUCGCAAAAAUGUAAACUCACUGCACACAACAGCGUUCAUGCUGGAAAGAAGCCACACCACUGUAGUGUUUGUGGUAACUCAUUCUCUCGCAAAGCUAACUUAGCAACUCACCAACGAAUUCACAGUGGAGAAAACCUGUACCACUGCGAUAUUUGCGAUAAGUCGUUCUAUCAGAAAGGUCACCUUAUUAACCACCAGCGUAUCCACACAGAAGAAAAACCAUUCCGCUGUGAUGUCUGCGGUAAAUCCUUCUCUCAAAAGAGUAACCUCACUUCACACAGCCAUGUUCAUACAGGAGAGAAACCAUAUCACUGUGAUAUCUGUGGUAAAUCAUUCUCUCACAAAUGUGACUUAAUUAAUCACCAACGCAUUCAUACAGGAGAGAAACCAUAUUGUUGUGAUAUCUGUGGUAAAUCAUUCUCUCAAAGAAGCACUUUAAUUGUGCACAAACGCAUGCACACGGGGAAAAAGUUGUACCAGUGUUCUGUGUGUGGAAAAUCGAUUUCUGGAACGAGCAACUUGACUAAACACAUUCUCAUUCAUACUGGAGAAAAGCCGUAUCACUGUGAAAUCUGUGGUAAAUCAUUUUCCUGUGGAAAUACCUUAACAAGACAUGAACGUAUUCACACUGGAGAAAAACCAUAUCAGUGCGAUUCAUGUGGUAAGUCAUUCUCUGACAUUGGUGUCCUAACUAUACACAGACGUACUCACACAGGAGAGAAACCAUAUGACUGUGACAUCUGUGGGAAGUCCUUUUCUCAAAUCCAUAACUUAACUACCCACAAACGAAGCCAUACAGGCGAGAAACCAUAUCACUGUGACAUCUGUGAUAAAUCAUUCUCUCGCAAAAAUAACUUAAUUAGUCACCAACGCAUUCAUACAGGAGAGAAACCAUAUUGUUGUGAUAUCUGUGGUAAGUCAUUCUCUCAAAAGAAUAAUUUGAUUGUCCAUAAGCGCAGGCAUACGGGAGAAAAGCUCUACUGGUGUUCUGUGUGUGGCAAAUCAUUCUGUCAGAAGGUUGAAUUGACUUCUCAUGAACGAAUUCAUACAGGUGAGAAACCAUAUCACUGUGACAUCUGUGGUAAAUCAUUCUCUCAAAGACAUCACUUAACUACACACACAAGUAUUCAUACAGAUAAAUAACUAUGUCGGUGUCAAACGUCAGGUUGUGCAAAAUAAAGUAUUCCAUAUUUCUUAACAAAA